This is a messenger RNA of Rana temporaria (common frog), 1617 nucleotides long. RefSeq names its product zinc finger protein OZF-like. Gene Ontology annotation, biological process: regulation of transcription by RNA polymerase II. Bases 47 to 1492 code for a protein of 481 amino acids. Gene Ontology annotation, molecular function: RNA polymerase II cis-regulatory region sequence-specific DNA binding; DNA-binding transcription factor activity, RNA polymerase II-specific. NCBI's taxonomy places the organism in Eukaryota, Metazoa, Chordata, Amphibia, Anura, Ranidae. The transcript is spliced from 3 exons. The record is from RefSeq and is a predicted model, not a curated record.
ACAGGAAGGUCACACCAUCCCUCACCAUCAUCAGGGUGAAGAUCUAAUGAACAUGAAAGUUGAGGGUGAAGUAGAAGAGACGUAUGUGAGGGAUGAUCAGCAAUAUACGGAGGAGGCUGGAAUGAUGACGUUCAAAGAGGAGAACACCCCUACAGAGAUCAGGGAAGGACACACCAUUGAGAAACCCUCAAAGGAUCAUCUCACUUUAUCUCUAAGUUUUAAAAUGAAAGAUGAGGACAUCACAAGAGAUUGUGCAGGAGAAAAGGGGAUAACCUCAGCUUUCAAUGGUGGACUUCACAGUGUGGAUGAACUACUAAAUCCCUCUGACUCUAAACAACCUCAUACUGUGGGGGACGGUGCCGGAAUUCAGGGGGAGGAAAAACAUUCCAUUCCUGAAUGUGAGGAAAGUUUUAGCUCUGAAUCAAGUCUUACUGUACAUCAGAAAUCUCACACAGGCGAGGAGCUACAUUCCUGUUCUGAGUGCGAGAAAUGGUUUACACGGAAUUCAGACCUUGUUAGACAUCAGAGAUCCCACACAGGGGAAAAGCCAUACUUUUGCUCUGAGUGUGGAAACUGUUAUACACGUAACUCAGACCUUCUUCGACAUCAAAAAUCUCACACAGACGUGAAGCCUUUUUCCUGUUCUGAGUGUGGGAAAUGUUUUUUAGAGAAGUCCAGUCUUUACAGACAUCAGAGGAUUCACACAGAGGAGAAGCCGUUUUCCUGCCUUGAGUGUGGGAAAUGUUUUCCACAUAAAUCAGACCUUGUUAUACAUCAGAGAUUACACACAGGGGAGAAGCUUUAUCCCUGCCCCGAGUGCGAAAAAAGUUUUCAAUGGAAAUCACACCUUAUUAAUCAUCAAAGAUCUCACACAGGGGAGAAGCCGUAUUUCUGUCCUGAGUGUGGAAAAUCUUUUUCACUGAAGUGUAGGCUUACUGCACAUCAGAUAUGCCACAUGCAAGAAAAGGUGUUUUCCUGCCCUGAGUGUGGGAAAUGUUUUUCACGGAAAGCAGACCUUGUCAAACAUCAAAAAUCACACACAGGGGAGAAGCCGUAUUCAUGUCCUGAGUGUGGGAAAUGUUUUACAGGGAGACCAGAACUUGUGAAACAUCAGAGAAUUCACACAGGGGAGAAGCCAUUCUCCUGUCCGGAUUGCGGAAAAGGUUAUACACAGAAAUCAGACCUUGUUAUACAUCAGAGAUAUCACACGGGGGAGAGGCCGUAUUCCUGUCCUGAGUGCGGAAAAUGUUAUGCACGGAAAUCAGACCUUGUUAUACAUCAAAGAUCUCACACGGGGGAGAGGCCGUAUUCCUGUCCUGAGUGUGGGAAAUGUUGUGCACGGAAAUCAGACCUUGUUAUACAUCAAAGAUCUCAUACAGGGGAGAAGCCGUAUUCAUGCCCUGAGUGCAGGAAAAGUUUUUCACGGAAGUUUUAUCUUUCUGAACACCAAAAAAAACACAAAAAAAUUAUUUCUCACUAUACUGUAGUGUAGAAUCAGCUUUGAAUUUGAGAACCGCUUAAUAAUCCAGAAUCUCUCAUACAGCAAGCCCACACCAGAUCCAACUGUGGCCCCAGACAUAGAAAAAUAAUAUUAUCAAAGUUCUCGUGUUUGUGUUA